AUGGCGGGAAAACUGGCAAAAGCAGCUCAUGAUGCAAAGAUGUUGAAGCUUCUGAGAGAGUACAGUCAAGUGCUGGUGAUUUCUUCGGACAAUGUGGGUUCCAACCAGCUUCAGGGCAUAAGGAGGGGACUCCAUGCCGAUUCAGUGGUGGUGAUGGGAAAGAACUCCAUGAUGAAACGUUCUAUCAUCUUGGAUGCUGAGAAGACUGGCAACAAGUCCUUCCUUAACCUUGUCCCCCUUCUUGUGGGAAAUGUGGCAUUAAUUUUCACCAAAGGUGACUUGAGAGAGGUUAGCGAACAGAUUGCCAAGCACAAGGUUGUUCAACCUAUUCUAAUGUGCCCCAAGUAUACGUCAUAUGACACAUAUCACAAUUGUUCCUAUAUGCAAUCCGGACAGAUACCUUUGGGCCUCACGUGUUGUAAUCCGCAGUCUUUGCAGGUUUCUGAGCCUUUUCUUGUAUGCUCAAAAUUCUUGCCACACCAACAUUGUUUCUUGAUGAGAUCAAGACAGUUCUUGAUGACGAGUAUAUGGUCUCCUCUUCUUCUUUUGGCUGGCAACUUGUGA
Molecule: messenger RNA, 564 nt
Organism: Sphenostylis stenocarpa
Lineage: Eukaryota; Viridiplantae; Streptophyta; Magnoliopsida; Fabales; Fabaceae
Source: the annotation of a GenBank genome assembly